UUUAGCAUGUGAACACGUGAUAUGAAAAUUACACAACUUUAUGGUAAUGGUAUUGUGUCACUGUUACCGUUACUCGUUUGAAAAAAAUAUUACAAAGUCAUAAGUCGAAAUAAAUUCCAUGUUUUUUACGAUAAUUUCGUAUUCCAAACAUUUGAAUAAUGGCGACCACCACGGUGACAAAAGAAAGCAUUAUUUCUAACAAGGUUAAUACGGACAACAAAUAUCUUACCUCUUUAUUUAGGCAAAGUUCUGAUCGAACUCAAGAACGUUAUAAACCUGUGAUGCAAGAGACACUUCCUUUAAAGGAAGAAAAAAUUAUAUUGAUUCCGAGUCGUUUACGCGAACUUCUUGCUAACACGUCAGACGAAAUAGUGGUAAAACUAGGUUGUUUUCCUUAUACAAACUUGGUAUAUUUUACUGUUAACGACAACCUAUUUAUAUGGGAAUACGAAAAAGGAAAUGAUGAAAAUGCUAUCGGUCACAUAGAUGUUCAUCCUUUACAAGAUCUUUAUAUAAAAUGUGUGGGUCUUGUUAAACCAAGAGCAGGCCGUUUUAUUGAUGAUGCUCAAUAUGUGUUGGUUAUAGUCACCGAUAAAGCCAUACAUAUAUUUGGAUUAAGUAAUACUCCGACGGGAAUAGUUUUUCAUGAUAUGUCGUCGGAUAGAUAUCGAGCGAAUUAUAGUAAAAAAACUGUGGAAUCAAUAAUUGGUACUGAUGAUGGUCGUAUUUUUCUUAUUGAUGCUGGAGAACUUUGUGAAUUAGUCUAUGAGGAUGAAGGUUGGUUUUCUCAUCCUUGUAGGUUAGAAAUUCGAUCACUUAGCACGCUUGAUCAACAAUUGAGAUUUAUUUCAAAUUAUUCAUCGCGUCUAAGGUCUGUUGUGGUUGAUGACGCACGGAAUUUGUUAAGCGUAAUGUCCGAUCAUCAUAUUGAGUCAUUUCUUAUCAUGAAGAAUGGAGGUCCUUUAAAAUCUUUGGGGAAAUGGUCUAUCAACGAUGACAAAUCUGGUUUGAAAGGGACAAUUAUCUCAAUACACCCAAUUCACGUCACCGAAUCCUCAUUUUAUUGUUUAUUGGCUGUUACAAGUACAGGUCAUCGUGGAUAUUUUACUUGUUAUUCUAUUAAUAGGGGGUACAAUUGGUCGGUAGUAACUGAUACAACCUCUUAUAGAAAUACGGAACCUAAUUGUUUAAUUUUAUAUGAGGUUCAUGAACCACCACCUCAACCCCAAUCUCAGGUGGCCCAACAGACUAAUAGUGGAUUUUCAAUGUUCAAAUACUUUCACGGAGUAUUUUUUGCGUUAAAAAGGGAAGGUGCAUCUCAUGUUGUAACCACCACCCAACCUAACUAUGGUGCAAUGUUCAUGAGAUUCAUUCAGAGUCAAGAGCUCAUCUUCUCUGAGCAUAUCUUUACAUUUCCUUAUCAUAAUAUUUAUGAAAUUCAAGAAAUUAGAAAUCCAUUACAUGAUCCUAAAGUUUUUGAGGAGUAUUCAAAUGAUUUGAUCGAUCAAUUUUAUGCUCCUCCUAGAAAAUUCCUUGUAUAUUCUCAUCAUGGUAUAAUAAUGUUAAAUAAAUUAAGACCUGUUGACCAUUUAGAAAAUAUUAUCAAAAGAGGAUUUCAAAAUGAAGUGUCAAAAGCCUUUGUUGAAAAUUAUGGACAGGAACAAACUUGUGCAAUGUGUUUUUUGAUCGCCAAUGAGGAAAGCUAUGCAACCUUGAAAUACUUUCAAUAUUCGAUUUUAUUCGAAGGGUUUGCUUUUUGCUUAGCAAGAAUUCUUCGACCUGUAUGGCGUCAAAAAAUUCUAAAACUAAGAUCAACUGGCGCCAUCACUUACGUAGACACAAAUAUUCCUGAACCAAAACUUCAAUAUAUAAUCAAGAAAUUAUUAAAUUUGAAGAAAUUUUGUGAUAAGCACCCUGAUUUAAAAACUCUUCACCAUGUCGAGAAUACAUCUAGUAGUUCUCUGACUCCAGCACAAGCCAUUGGUAUAGGUGGUUUAUAUGAUGCACUUGUCAGGAUGGCUGAUGCAAUAUCUUUUAUUAUACUUAUGCUAGAAUAUAAUUUACCCGAAACAAUCGCGAGGGUUGACCCAUCAACUAAACAAACUAUAGUUAAUUCAAAUUUCGAUCAACUGGUAACUGAUCCGUCAGUUAGGAGUAGUUGGCACGAUGUAGUUCUGGCUAUAAUCAGGAAAGAAACUACGCCGCGUGUUGAAAAUCUCAGUCGUAAUUUAGAAGCGCGUUGUCCAACCUUCUGUAACGCUAUAGAAGUUAAAUUAUACCAGGGUUACGAAGCUUUACAAAAGGCUAAGAAGAAUGAAGAUGAGCAUACUACUAAUGAAGCAUUACGUAGUUCGUUAAAAUUAUUCACUGAAUCCAUUAAUACCAUGACAUAUGGCACCUUAAUUAACUUAUGUAAUGAGUACAAAAAUUUCAAGUUUUAUGAAGGAGCUGUUGAACUUUUAUUAAAAGCUGCACAUACUAUGGAGCAUGUAACUGAUAAACGUAAAUCAAUUCUUGACAGCGUUAUCGACACAUUACGAGACGCUGGCGUCUUUAACGAAGGAGUUCAUCGUCAAACACGUACUUUUAACCCUGUUCUUCAUAAGGCUCUAGAACUUGGCUUGACCUUGAAAGACAUAGAUUUCCUUUUUACGGUUUAUGACGAAUUCUUGUUAGCAGACUCUAUUUCACAACUCUUUGACCCGGCAGCCCCUUACAUUGAAGGUUACCUUACUGAUUCAAAAGAUUUAUCCUCACCAGAAGUAAGGAAAAAAUUAGAUUUAUAUUGUGAUUUUUGUGUGAAACGUCACGAAUAUCUUAAAGCGGCCGAUGUGAAGGAUUACAUAGCUCAGAAUGCAGGAGAUGAUGUUGAUUUACAAGAGCGAUUGAAUUAUCUAAGUCAUGCCGUAGGACAAGCUGAGAGUGCCAAAGAAUUCAGCGAAAGUGCUAAAGUAAUCGAGAUAUUAAAUAAGUAUCGCAAUAAAAUGAGGAUUGCGCAAAUACAAUUCGAAAUUUAUUUGGAAAUAAGUAGCAUGAAUGAUAAUGUAUUUAAUAAUUUUGCUAAAUUGCAUGGAAUACCUAGUAAAGCUGAAGUACUUGCACUUCUUAAUCAAAAGCUCUACGACCCUCCAAUUCUUUUGAAUGAUUUUAUUCAACCAUUCAAUUUGUUUGAAAAGAAGUUAGCUUUAUUACAAAUUGUAGAAGAUGCACCUUAUAGUACUGAAAUAGCGAAUGUUUGGGAUGAUAUAAUACAAAAAGCUAUACAAAGAAGUGAAGAUACUGGUUCUAUUCAGCCGAUAGCAGAUACACUUGUAAGCGCUGGUCGAAAAUAUUAUCCUAGUGACGUUCGAAUGUUACCAUUGGAUAAGAUCAUUAUUUUAGUAUCGAAAUAUUUAAUAGAUCGUAGAUUUAAUGAUCCUGGUGUCAUUACAAGGAUUCUGAGGCAGGCUAAUAUAAAUUAUGCUGUUUUAUUUGAAACAUUUAAACGUGUUUUAAAUAAUAGAUCGGAUGAAUCGUUAUAUAUCAGAGAUGGACUACGGUUUUUAUUUCAAGAACUUUCUUACAUACUCAGUGAAUGGGUUAAAUCUAGUGAAGAAUUAUACGAUAUCGACACUAACAACGUACUUGAUUUGAUUGAUCGAUGGGUUGGUGUGGUUGAUAGCAGUAAACUUGGUAAAGAACUUAAGGAAGAUUUUAUGGAAAAUAGAAGAAAUGUUGAAAUAUUGAAGAGAAGAAAGAAUGAAUAAAAAGAUUAGAACAUUUUAUAAAUACAUUAAUACAAAUAAUAAUCGUAUCAUUUUCCAAAUAAAUCAAAUUAUUGAGACAUUCAUUUAAAGAUAGGAUUUUUUUUUUUUAAAAAA
Molecule: messenger RNA, 3860 nt
Organism: Rhizophagus irregularis DAOM 181602=DAOM 197198
Lineage: Eukaryota; Fungi; Glomeromycota; Glomeromycetes; Glomerales; Glomeraceae
Biological process (GO): transcription-dependent tethering of RNA polymerase II gene DNA at nuclear periphery; RNA export from nucleus; protein localization to nuclear inner membrane
Cellular component (GO): nuclear pore; nuclear pore inner ring
Molecular function (GO): structural constituent of nuclear pore
Source: RefSeq, a predicted model, not a curated record